Triticum dicoccoides is the source of this 1153-nucleotide messenger RNA. RefSeq names its product translation initiation factor IF-2-like. Bases 65 to 832 code for a protein of 255 amino acids. The record is from RefSeq and is a predicted model, not a curated record. NCBI's taxonomy places the organism in Eukaryota, Viridiplantae, Streptophyta, Magnoliopsida, Poales, Poaceae. The transcript has 5 exons.
UCAAAAUCUGGGAGCAGACCAUUCUUCUUCCUCCCCCACCCACGCGACUCAGAGCAAGGUAGCCAUGAGGAAGGCGCCCGCGGCGGCCGCCAAGCCCAAGCCGAGGGCGAGGGGGAAGGCCAAGCCCAAGCCCAAGCCCAGCCCUGACUCCCUCUCCGCCGCCUCCUCGCCUUCCAGCGCCAGCGCCGGGUCUCCCUCUCCCGUCGCGCUCGGCCGCGGCCUCCCCUCCGCCUCCAAGCCCAAGCCCAGGGCGAGCGCGAGGGUGAGGGCCAAGCCCAAGGGGAAGGCCAGCCCCGACUCCCUCUCCGGCGCCUCCUCGCCGUCCGACGCCAGCGCCGGGUCCCCCUCCCCCUCUCCCGUCGCAGUCGGCCGCGGCGGCUUCCUCUCGCCCGCCUCGCUGGCGACGCCCAAGGCCAGAUCCCCCCUCACCGCGGCGGCCACGUCCACGCCGGCCUCCGUGUCCUCCGUCGGCGACCUCAGGAGCCUCGCCGCCUCCAGCCUCGCCGCGCUCAAGCGCCGCCUCGACGCGCUCCACGCCGACAACGCCCGUGACCUCGAGGCCUCCCACUCGCGGAUCUCCAAGCGCAUCAAGAUGCAGACGCAGAGCUGCGUGCAGAUGUCGGAGGAGGUGGACAAGGAGCAUAAGAAGAUGCUCGACAAGUACUCCCAGCAGGCCGAGGAGAUGAAGGCAUCGUACAAGAAGUUGAUGACAGAUGUGCAGUCGUCUUCGGCUCGUGUGUGCAAGGUGACCUUACCUGAGAUGGGAAAGUCCGUGGCCAGAGCUAUCGAUGGCUUGCGCACUCGCUACAACAUCCCAGCUACAACAGCUUAGCAUACAGUUUCUGCUACGUCUCUGACUUGGUACAUGCCCUUCUCCUGAUCAACCUGGCUGCUGAAUUCCUGGACUCAUGGCAGCAGAAAACUCGCACAUUUGUCAAUAACAACUGUUACUAUCAUACACUUCUUGCUACAGUCUCUUCGUCAGCUACGUCAAAACUCGUUACGUUCAGUCCAAUAUAUGGGGCUCGUAAGCUACGUGAAAACUUCCGUUUGUACCUAGGAUUGGAUCAUGCUAUGAACUUAUACCUUGUAUUAUAUGAAUUGACGUCAGUCGGUUGAUUAAUCCGUUGGAUAUCGGAAGUUUGCUGAGUUC